Molecule: messenger RNA, 1183 nt
Organism: Sitodiplosis mosellana (orange wheat blossom midge)
Lineage: Eukaryota; Metazoa; Arthropoda; Insecta; Diptera; Cecidomyiidae
Product: hepatoma-derived growth factor-related protein 2-like
Exons: 4
Coding region: 1-957 (318 amino acids)
Molecular function (GO): oxidoreductase activity, acting on the CH-OH group of donors, NAD or NADP as acceptor
Source: RefSeq, a predicted model, not a curated record
AUGGAAAUUGAAAGUGGAAACGAUCUUGUUUGGGCUCGUAUGAAAUACUGUCCAUUCUGGCCAGCACGUGUUGUCAAAACUCCGCCGACAAUGGGCCGUACACCCCGCAAUAAAAAGUGCGUCUUUUUUUUCGGUACAAAGCAAUUCGGUUUCGUUGAUUCAGACAAGAUAUUUGGCUAUUCAGAACAUCGAGCAAAAUAUGUUUCGAAGGGAAAAGGUGUUGGUUUUGUCGACGCUGUUCACAAAAUUGACGAGUACAUAUUGGACCCCGUGAAAUACAAAUCGAACGCAUGUGUGUUAAUAGAUCAGGUUGUCAUCAAGACCGAACGCGAUGUAGAAAAUACGCUGGGAAUUAAGUGUGAAGCAAAUGCUCGAUCUGAUUCUCGUUCAAUGGUGAACCCAAAACCAUCUUCAGUGGCAAAUACAGCUUCUUGGGCUCAGGAAAGACAAUCUUUGAUCGAUAAAAUUAUUUCGUUGACAUCGGAAAAUCAAAAAUCCACAUUUGAAUUGAAGCAAACACAGGAUAAAUUGGCAGUGUUGAAUUCAGCCAAACAAGAGCUUCAAACCAAAUUGAAUCAAAGUAAUGAGGCCCACAUGAAGAAAGUGGACAAGUUGAAUUCUGAACUAUCGGAGACGAAUGCUGUACUUGCAAAACUACGCAGCGAUAAUCGAGACAAAAUAUUGGAAUUGACACGUGAAAAAGAUUUGGCCCAAGCACGACUCAAACAAGUACAAAAUGGAAUUGCACGCCAGCAAAUUGCUGUUGAAUCAAGCGCCAAGGACAAUGAUGAUGGUUUUUGUGAAGUGGAGAAACUACUUGCCGAUAAAAUGGUUCAAAAGCGUAUUUAUCUCGUUCGAUGGAAAAGAUAUGGUUCGUCAGACGACUCAUGGGUGGAAGAAGCCAAUCUCAAUUGCCCAAGCAUUUUGAAAAAAUAUAAACAGCUUAAGCGUAAAUGAUCUUGUUAAAUUAAGUGGAAGCCCCAAAACUAUGAUUUUUUUCUUGAAAAAUAUCCCUUUUUAAUUUAAUUCCUUCAUUUUGUCAUUUGGAAAAAAUGUACCACAAGAGAACCUAAUAAAAUAAGCUUCAAUUUCUACCAAGAUAUCUAUUGACUUUGAGAACAAACCGCUACCAAUACGGCUACUGCUCAGUUGUCAAAUGUAAUGCUGUGUAGUGUGUAGUCAU